Messenger RNA from Neopsephotus bourkii (Bourke's parrot), 4267 nucleotides. Its product is annotated as inverted formin-2-like. The transcript has 14 exons. Bases 163 to 2055 code for a protein of 630 amino acids. The record is from RefSeq and is a predicted model, not a curated record. Gene Ontology annotation, molecular function: actin binding. NCBI's taxonomy places the organism in Eukaryota, Metazoa, Chordata, Aves, Psittaciformes, Psittacidae.
ACUCAAUGUGGGCUUCCGUGAGCAGCAGCAGCAAGGAAACUAUAGAGCCAAAUUAUACAAGCAUAGAGCAGCUCUUUUGCUUUCCACAAGCAACCCCCAAAGAGAAAACGGCUGCACCAGUGAAGGCAGAACCGAAGGAGCUCCAACGAAGAGGUGGCUGCCAUGGUCCAGAAUGGGGACCGGACCAAGUUUGAUGUUGAGGUUCUGAAGCAGUUGCUGAAGCUUCUGCCUGAAAAGCAUGAGAUAGAAAACCUGAAGGCCUUCAAAGAAGAGAAAUCAAAACUAGCAAAUGCAGAUCAGUUUUAUCUUCUCCUCCUUCAGAUUCCAAGCUACCAGCUGCGCAUUGAAUGUAUGCUGAUCUGUGAAGAGACCACUGUUGUGCUGGACAUGAUUCAGCCGAAAGCUGAAGCCAUUCGGAGAGCCUGUGAAGAUCUUCUGAACAGUCAUCGCCUGCCGCUCUUUUGUCAACUGAUUCUCAAAGUUGGAAACUUCCUGAACUAUGGAAGUCACACGGGCGAUGCUGAUGGGUUUAAAAUCAGCACUUUACUCAAACUAACAGAAACCAAAGCAAACCAAACCCGCAUUACACUGCUGCACCACAUUCUGGAGGAAGUAGAAAACAGCCACAAGGACCUACUGGAACUGCCAAAGGAUCUUGAAUAUGUUUCAAAAGCAGCAGGAAUUAAUCUUGAUAUUAUACGCACGGAGUCCAGUACCAAUUUAAAGAAGUUGCUGGAGCUUCAGCGAAAAGUCUUAUCAUCAAACGACGAUGUGAAACAACAGUAUGAGAAACCUAUCCAGGAUAGCAUUGAUGCCUCCAGAAAGCUAGAAGAAGAAUUUGAAACCAUUGAAAGGAAGAGAGAAGAACUUGCAAAUUAUCUUUGUGAAGACCCAAGCAAGUUGUCAUUAGAGGACAUAUUUAACACCAUGAAGACCUUCAGAGACCUCUUCCUCCGAGUCCUAAAGGAGAACAAGGACAGAAAGGAGCAAGCUGCCAAAGCAGAGAAGAGAAAGAAACAGCUGGAAGAGGAAGAAGGGAAAAGACAGAAGGGAGAAAAUGGAAAAGUCAUUAAGAAGGGGGUGGUGAAGCAGGAGGAGGUGUGUGUCAUCGAUGCGCUGCUAGCUGACAUAAGGAAAGGGUUCACGCUGAGAAAGACAAAGAACAGACACGAGUUGGAUGCAAAUCCUAAAGCCUUACCUGCAGAGGGCCCGAAGGAGAGCCAGUCUGGAAACGGCAUUAAGGAUCCACAAGCAUCAGGAAAGGAGAUGGAUGAUAAGACCAAGGAAAACAAGGAUGGUCAUCCCUCAGAAAGCACUUCCCCAUCAAACACUGCCUUGAUGGAGGUGGGUGGAGACGUUACAGAUGCUUCAGCUUCAAACCAGGCGUUAUCUAAACACAGUGCUGGAGAUUUGCCACCAGAGACCCAGAUGGAAAGCCCCUCAGUAAGCUUGGUAGAAGCUGAUGGGGCCAGUCAGCCCAUGCCAGGCACUGGGAUGAAGCAGGCAGACAGCUGGGCAAGCCUCCAGCCAAGCACAAAGGGCGGCUCCAUUGCCUUCUCUACUGCUAACAUGGGCACAGGGAUAACGUUUGUGAACAGUAGUUCCGCCACUGCUCCGAGAAACCAACACAGAUGGACCAGCGGGGCCAUCUCAGAAGGCCAGGACAAGGAAUGCCCAGCUGAUGGCUUGGAGUGCUACGGGCUGGUGCAGGAGCCAGAAACCCAGCUGAACAAGAGCGGGGUUGACCCUGGCAGCACUCAGUCUGCUCUCUGUGGGUCUCAUCAAGCAGAGUCAAAAGAGAUGGUGAAGGAAAAUGAAGACCCUGGUGCAGACUCACUGUUGGAUAUGUCUCAAGAGAAGUCCUUCUCGGAGGAGCCAGCCACUGACUCUUCUUGUUCAGCAACACUUCCUCCAGAGCAAACUCACACCGACAGGGAAAAGCAGAGGUCAUCUGGGAAAAGGAGGAAGAAGAAGAGGCACAGCAAAAGCUAUUCAGCAGAGGUUGAGACUGAUACUGGAGAUAAUAAAACAAAAAAAGGUUGUGUGGUACAAUGAGGUGUCACAACAAGGCAGAAGAAAUAACAGAGACCUAGUGAACCACUCACGUGUUCUAAGAGCGCUGCCAGCUUUUCAGAAGCCAGGUUCUGCAUCGCCAAAACGCCACCGUUGUCACCUGCCCAAUAGGACUCACUGCUUCUCUUCGUGCAACCUUUUGCUCCCUCCCCAAGACCCAGAGAGCCUCCCUGGAGACUUUGGACCCCUCGCCUCAUGUCUCAUGCUGGGCACUCCCGGGGCUGGGGGGCCAGUUCUGUGCACUGUGACAUGAAAGGGUCAGAGCUCUCAUCUGCUGCCCUGGAAACCAAAUCUUUCAACCUGCUCUUAGGCCAAACUCCACUUGAAACAACAGCUGACUGUGGCCCAAGAAAGGACCUCAGUGUUUAGUCCUCAGAGAAAUCUUAAAAAUAGCAGUGCCUCAACUAAAGUAGGGUAUAAAUUAAGCAGUGUCUGUACCAUCACAGGUGGAAGCAUGUUAACUUCCUCUUCUCAUCACCCACUGACAAUUUAUAUAGGACCAGAUCCAAGACCCAGAUCGGACAAAAUUAUUUUUACUCUCAAUCAUUUAAACCCAGGGAAAUUGGUUACAGGAGAAAAAAAAAAAAGUGUAUUUUGGUAAACAUAUGGCCAUAUGAACAGUGUCUGGUUCUACAUGAUGCUUAUGUGCAAGUAAGUUGAAGCACAUCAGUAGUCUUGCAGUAUUCUUAAACACACAGAUGCAUCCAUGAACUUUCAGAGAUCCAGGGCCCCAGUUCCUCUUAUUAAAGCAACAGAGGUUUUCCAGAGUGCUUUAUCAGACACAUUUCAGCUCAUCCUUUGGUAGAUCUCUGGGUUUGAAUUCUGUUGUCAGCUGCUUGCACUCGAUAUUCUUCAUGUCCAAGCUGUAGAAUGUGUAGAUUCAUGUUACUUUUGCUUUAAAACUGGGAAUGUGCAGUAUUGUGUUUUCAAAAUUCAGAGAUUUAUUAAGUUUUGUAAUAACAUUGUAUCAUAGUUUUGUACAUAGCUGUCAGUUUAAAAUUAUCCAUGUUUUGAAUCUAUAGUGUGAUACUGUGCUGAAACAUGAAUCAAGUGGAAGAGCUGGAUACAUUUAAGAACUAUGCCUUUAUAUGGUAACUCACUGUGGCUAGACUAAUGUUCAGGCUAAAGCUUAUUUUGCUUUGCUUAACAGGAAUUAUUCUUGUAAAAACUUUUCUGGACUAAGUUGGAAGUUAAAUCAAGAAUUAAAUCACUGGUUUAUUUUAACCAAAGCAUUGGCAUUAGCAUAUUGAGAAUCGGUAAACAAAGCAGAGAUGCGCUGAGAGCAGGCACAUGGGCAGCUUCAGUUCAGGAGACCCCACAGAGUGGCACAGCCCUUUGUCAACUGAAAUUCCAUUCCCAGCUGGCAGAAGCAGGCAGAGCCCCACCAUUUCCUGGAUAAUCACGUAACCCACCUCAGGCUUGACUUGCAGGACUGGCUCUAUCACAUUCACAGGUUUUCCCAUUUGUUUUUUCCUCUUUUUCUGUCUCAGAGCACAUCACCCAAGCAUCAUCCUUUUGCUCUUUAGUCUGGCUUCUCUGCUCUCAGAUUAGACCUCAGGCUUCAAAAAUCUGAGUAUUAAACAGAUUUUCUCAGCAAUUUUGCAAUCUCUGUUUCUGCUAGCCCAGGCUAGCCAGCCUCCUCCUCCCUGCCCUACUGUUCUGUCAAUAGGAACAUCAUUUGGAGAUUCAAGACCCAGGAACAAACAGACUUUCUGGGUGUUACCUAGGGAACCUUACCUGCUAAUGCUCUGCAGACUGCUUGCUUCAGCAGGUGUCCACUUCUGUCUGGGCCUUUCAGCUAUCCCCCAUUUCUACCUAGAGAGAGAAGCUCUUUCCACACAGCCAGAAAUUUUGUUGCUGUGUUCUUGCCUUGGCCCUCAAAGACAGGGUGCUUGGCAUUAUCUUUCCACUGCCCUCAAGGAUUUAUGAAAAAAUGGGUUAUUUUGAGCCAUUGCCGGUUGUUUCAUAGUCAUCUGUGAAAACUAUGUUAAAUUAUCAUAUCCCAGUCAUAUCCCAAUAUGCAGGCUGAAUCACAGCAUUUAUAAUUUAUUACUCCAGAGCAGCUCUGCUUCCAUUACAGUGACUAAGAAAAACAGAGGGACAGAACUAAAGCAGGUCAAAGAAAGAUGUUCAACUGGGAUGUGCAGUUUCACUCCAUUUUUACCUUAAAAUAAAGUUCAUGAUCCUGAAGAUU